AUGUUUCCUUUACAACGAGGCAAUGAGCUGGUUAUCCAGUUUUCCAAUAGCCCCCACCACGAGCAACACGAAAUCUCCCAAGAUUUGAUUCUGGAUGAUUAUGCUUCUCUGGAUGUAAACGAUUGUGAUAAAAAACUCAGCACUAGAAAGAAACUAUCUUAUGGGGGUGAUAAGAAUCAUGGUGCUUCUAAUGAACAGAAGAAGAAGAAGAUUGUUCAUAGAGAGAUUGAGAGGCAAAGGAGGCAAGAAAUGGCAACCUUUUAUGCCUCUCUCAGAUCCCUUCUCCCUCUUGAGUUCAUCAAGGGAAAGCGUUCAAUGUCUGAUCACAUGAACGAGGCAGUGAAUUACAUAAAACACAUGCAGAAUAAUAUCAAAGAACUUGGUGCCAAGAGAGAUGAACUGAAGAAACUCUCCAAUUCCAAGAUGGAAAACCAAGAGAGCAAGCACACAUCUUGCAACUUCACUCUCCAUGAGAAUAAUGGUAUUGUGGGAAUCGAAAUCACCAGUGGUUUCAGAGAGGAAAGUCUCAAACUUUCAAAGUUACUUCAAUUACUGCUUGAUGAAGGACUUGAAGUUGUUAGUUGCCUUUCAACCGAUGUUAAUGGAAAAUUGUUCCAAAGUGUCCAGUGCGAGGUUAGCAAUUCCAACAGUGUAGAUUUAUCUGAGCUGAAAAGGAAAGUUUCCAAUGUUAUUCCAACACUUAGAUCUUCAGAUUAA
Messenger RNA from Gastrolobium bilobum, 717 nucleotides. RefSeq names its product transcription factor bHLH118-like. Gene Ontology annotation, molecular function: protein dimerization activity; DNA-binding transcription factor activity, RNA polymerase II-specific; RNA polymerase II transcription regulatory region sequence-specific DNA binding. Gene Ontology annotation, biological process: regulation of transcription by RNA polymerase II. Bases 1 to 717 code for a protein of 238 amino acids. Lineage: Eukaryota; Viridiplantae; Streptophyta; Magnoliopsida; Fabales; Fabaceae. The transcript has 3 exons. The record is from RefSeq and is a predicted model, not a curated record. Gene Ontology annotation, cellular component: RNA polymerase II transcription regulator complex.